AUGAGCGAGCUUGAGGUUCUAAACCGCCUUUGCAAGGAACUUGGCGAGAGCAUAGAUCCAGUUGUACGAGCACGAGCUGAACAAAAUCUCACAGAACUUGUCGAAUCACCACAAUGUCUUCGAAGUUGCAUGCUUCUAUUGGAGCAGGGCGAUUUACCAUAUGGUCCAAUAGUCGCCAGUAAUACAAUUAUGAAGCUUCUCAAUUCAAAAACAGGGAUUUUAGUCGAGCAAAAGCUAGAACUGAGUAAGUUACACCGGUCAUUUUCUUUUUAUUUAUAA
Molecule: messenger RNA, 279 nt
Organism: Strongylus vulgaris
Lineage: Eukaryota; Metazoa; Nematoda; Chromadorea; Rhabditida; Strongylidae
Source: the annotation of a GenBank genome assembly